GUAUCUCGGGAAUGGUACACAUUACCGCAUUCAGAUCAUGUUAUUCAUGUAACUCAAAAUGCUCCUGAAAAUGAAUUAAAAGAAUUUAAAGGAAAAUGUUUUUGGUUAUUAAUGGACGAUGUGGGUGGUAGACAUUUGCCAUUAAUUAAUAAUAAUGGUGGGGGGAAUUCUGGUGGUGGUUCAGAAGGUGGUAAUCCAAAUAAUCCAGGAUCAAAUACUAGAGGAUCGAAUAUAGGUUCUGGAAAUACAUCUGGUAAUCCUGGUUCAAAUACAGGUCAAGGAGGCAAUCCAACUGGUGGAAAUAUAGAAGGUUCAGGAAAUAGUACAGGAUCUAAUCCAAAUGAAUCAGGUGCUAAUAAAUCUAAUAAUUCUGGAUCUGGUUUAAAUCAAAAACAAAAACUUGCAUUAGAUAAGAUAUUUAAAAAUCUUCAAAUGCAACGAACCGAUAAUGACGAUAAUGACCUUGAAGAACUCAGAAAGGUUUCACAAAAACUUGCAGAAUUACUUAAUAUGCAAAAU
This is a messenger RNA of Dentiscutata erythropus, 519 nucleotides long. Lineage: Eukaryota; Fungi; Glomeromycota; Glomeromycetes; Diversisporales; Gigasporaceae. The record is from the annotation of a GenBank genome assembly.